Molecule: messenger RNA, 462 nt
Organism: Wickerhamiella sorbophila
Lineage: Eukaryota; Fungi; Ascomycota; Dipodascomycetes; Dipodascales; Trichomonascaceae
Product: Mitochondrial import inner membrane translocase subunit TIM17
Exons: 1
Coding region: 1-462 (153 amino acids)
Biological process (GO): protein import into mitochondrial matrix
Cellular component (GO): mitochondrial inner membrane; TIM23 mitochondrial import inner membrane translocase complex
Molecular function (GO): transmembrane protein transporter activity
Source: RefSeq, a predicted model, not a curated record
AUGAGUGGCGACCAUUCCCGCGACCCCUGCCCGAUGGUUAUUGUUAAUGAUUUUGGUGGUGCGUUUGCCAUGGGUGCCAUUGGUGGCACUAUCUGGCACUCCGUCAAGGGCUUCCGCAACUCCCCCGUUGGCGAGCGCUGGCAAGGUGUCAAGUCUGCCGUCCGCUUGAGAGCUCCCACGUUGGGUGGUAACUUUGGCGCCUGGGGCGGUAUGUUCUCUUUCUUCGACUGCACUGUCAAGGCCGUGCGCAAGACCGAAGACCCCUGGAACUCUAUUAUCUCUGGGUUCUUGGUCGGCGGUGCCCUGGCUGUUCGUGGUGGCUGGAAACACAUGCGUAACAGCGCCAUCAUCUGCGGCUUCAUUCUCGCCGGUAUGGAGGGCGCCGGUAUUGCCAUGUCCCGUAUGAUGGCCGAGAACCCCGUUGCUCCCGCGCUCCCAGAGGCUCCGUUGGCUGCUGCCUAA